Molecule: messenger RNA, 564 nt
Organism: Megalops cyprinoides (Indo-Pacific tarpon)
Lineage: Eukaryota; Metazoa; Chordata; Actinopteri; Elopiformes; Megalopidae
Gene: guca1d
Product: guanylate cyclase activator 1d
Exons: 4
Coding region: 1-564 (187 amino acids)
Molecular function (GO): calcium ion binding; calcium sensitive guanylate cyclase activator activity
Source: RefSeq, a predicted model, not a curated record
AUGGGCAACCACGGCUCCAACCUGGAUGAUAUCCUGGCCGAGGACAUGCACCACUGGUACAACAAGUUCAUGAAGGAGUCGCCCUCUGGACUCAUCACGCUCUUCGAGCUCAAGGCCAUCCUGGGACUGCAGGGAAUGAGCGAGGAUGCCAACAGCUACGUGGACCAGGUCUUCUUCACCUUCGACAUGGACGGGGAUGGUUAUAUUGACUUUGUGGAGUAUAUUGCAGCCAUCAGUUUACUAUUAAAAGGAGAGAUAAACCAGAAGCUAAAGUGGUAUUUCAAGCUCUUUGAUCAAGAUGGAAAUGGAAAAAUAGACAAAGAUGAAUUAGAGACAAUAUUCACGGCCAUACAGGACAUAACCCGAGUCCACGAUGUUCCCCCUGAAGAGAUUGUGUCCCUCAUUUUCCAAAAGAUAGAUGUCAAUGGAGAAGGUGAGUUAACCCUGGAGGAGUUCAUAAGUGGAGCCAAGGAGCACCCGGACAUUAUGGAGAUGCUGAAGAAAAUGAUGGAUCUGACCCCAGUCCUGGUGAUCAUUGUGAAUGGGCGGCGGAACAGCAUCUGA